AUGAAAUUAUUCCAGUACACAUCAGAGAAAGACUCUAAGCUACUGGAAUAUUACAGCACGAUUCCAAAAAAUGCGACCUCCACCUCAGCAGCAAUGCAUAACGAAAUCAUCGAAUUGUUGAAAAGACACGCUGUCAGCCUCGUGGUCGAUGAAAUAAAAUGUUUCGAUGUUCCUAAUUUUACGCUGAAAUGUGACAGAACGCAUGAUUUGAGUAAUACUGAAAAUCUUGCAAUUGUUAUUAGGUACUUGCAAAACGGCAGGAUUCUGGAAAAGUUAGUUGCCAUGCCAACUACUCAACAUUAUGAUGCUGAAACAUUGGCCGACUUGAUGAUUAAGGAAUUAACCAACCUUUGCAGUGACCCAAAGCGUAUGUUGUUACAAUGCUUUGAUGAUGCUUCUGUGAUGUCUGGCAAAAUAGGUGGCGCUCAAAGAAAGAUUCAGAAUCGACUUGAGGAAUAUAUACCUUAUGUUCAUUGUCUUAAUCAUCAGUUGCAUCUUGUUGUGGUUAACACAAUAAAGCGGAUUCCGGAGUUAGCUACGUUCUUUGACACCAUUAAUAUUCUGCAUAAUUUUAUUAAACGGCCAAAGAUAGCUAGUCUCUGGAAAGGAUUGAAGUUGCCACGUCUUAUGGAGCAUAGGUGGUUGGGUCAUUUCACUGCCAUAGAAAAUCACUCCAAAAUUGUUGGUUUGCUAACCGAAUGCACAGAUUCGUCAGAUUCAAAAACGUGUAUAGAGGCAACUGGAAUUUUACAUCAAGUUCGUUCCCCCAAGAUUGCCAAGAGUGAAAUAACCAAACCGAGAAACUCUUUAAUAUUUGAUGAGAUUCUGAAACAAAUGAGUCAGUUUAAUGUUAUUGAGGAACGCAUGUGUCGAAAAGUUGCGGGUCCCAACGUUUUUCAGAUUAUGUUGCUGAAGCCCUGGUACCAUCACGACUGGAUAACUUUUCAUCACAAAAUUUAUUUCGCCAUCAUCGAUGAAAGCUUGGGAGAGCUAGAUAAUAGAUUUUCAGAGCAAAGCGAUAGUCUAUAUUCUUCCUUGGCAAGUCUACUACCAACGUCCGAGACAUUUUUGGAUUUUGAUGCUUUAAAACCUUUGAGCAAUUUAGUUAAUUGUGAUAAAUCUGCCUUACUUUCUGAACUUACUGUGGCAAAAGCAUACAUUUCCAAACAAAUUAUGAUGACACUGCUCGAUAGUUUGGGAUCUUUACGUAUUGCAAAGGAUGCCUUACCAAAUGUUUAUCUUUUGUAUGGUGCAGCAUUAACAUUGGAUCUAGCACAGCUACAUGUGAAUCAUCAUUUUUGA
Messenger RNA from Octopus sinensis (East Asian common octopus), 1302 nucleotides. RefSeq lists its product as uncharacterized. The coding region runs from base 1 to 1302 and encodes 433 amino acids. The transcript has 2 exons. NCBI's taxonomy places the organism in Eukaryota, Metazoa, Mollusca, Cephalopoda, Octopoda, Octopodidae. The record is from RefSeq and is a predicted model, not a curated record.